AAGACAUCCGUGCAUUCGACAUGCUUUUUAUGUCACAAAUCGAACCUUUAAACAAGCCUUUAUCUGCACGCUCUCACUUAUCACAAACGAACCAGUUUAUAUGUUUUCCGCAUUCUUCUUUUCUUUCACACCUUUCUUUCAACAACCGUGCUAUGACUUCUCCAACCCAAUUCAAUGCCGUCCAACAUAUCUCCCUAAACCAUACAAUUAUUUACAGUCUUUAGAUUUAUUGCUUCACUUGAGCAGCAUGCUUGCCUAUUACACCGCUAUACAAUGGACCCAUUCUAGCUGCAUCGUAUAUUUUACAUAUUAUAAUACAUGCUUUGUUUUCCUCUUGGGUCAUCUGUAUCUUCUAUGUGGCAAGCAUACUAGAGCAUUUGAAAAAAGGGUCAUUAUGACAGGAAAAGCGAUUGAGCCGGCGCCGAAUGGCCUUCUCAAAUUUUUUUACGUUCCUGAUGAUAGUCACUGCCUGCAAUAGUCUUUCAUUGUUG
Umbelopsis ramanniana AG is the source of this 491-nucleotide messenger RNA. RefSeq lists its product as uncharacterized. The transcript has a single exon. NCBI's taxonomy places the organism in Eukaryota, Fungi, Mucoromycota, Umbelopsidomycetes, Umbelopsidales, Umbelopsidaceae. The record is from RefSeq and is a predicted model, not a curated record. Bases 101 to 478 code for a protein of 125 amino acids.